AUGCUUGCAUCCUCCCCUCUCGCAUUCUCCCCUCCUGCGAGCCCCCUCAGACCGACUGUCGGCGCGUCCAAGAGCAAUGCACGAGCUGCUCCUAUCCCCGAGGGAGCUGUCAGAGGAUUCGCCACCGUGGGCAGCCUCAUACGCUCCGAGCACUUCACAAGCCGCCUCGACGACGACUUCGAUGCAAUACAACAAGCGCAACCACGGCGGACUUCACAGGAUACUAUAGAGCCUCCUUUGGCUGCGGAGAAACCCAAGAAGCGGACUACGAAGAAGGCUACAGCUACUACUACCGCUGCAGACGGCUCCGAGAAGCCCAAACCGAAGCCUCGAGCGCGCAAAGCGAAACCCAAGUCAGACAAAGAGAUCCUUGACUCUGACGACGAACUCCGACGCCCGCCGCAACGACCUACAAAGUCUCCUUUUUUCGAUGAUGAUGCGACAGAACCUCCGGGCGACCCUGCGGCACCAGCUGCGGAUGCGCCGAAGCUGACCAAGUCUGGCAAGCCCCGUAAGCCUCGCGCGAAGAAGGUCAAGACUGCGGAAGAUGGGACAGAACCUGCGCCAAAGCCAAAGAAGCCGAGGGUCACAAAGGCGAAAGGAGGGGCGGGGAAGGGCAAGCAGGGAGAUGCGUCGCUGGUGUCUGCGCAUUUCAGUGGAGCAGACGGAGGCCAGGAGUCGGUAACACGGCCUUCUGUAGAGGAUCACGACGCUCAAGCGAAGCCCCAAUCGAUCUGGGAAGUGCCAGACAGCCCAAAGCCGAAAAAGAAGGCUGCACCCAAGCAGCGACAGCCAGAUCCCAUAGCAGAGGGAUUGGAGUUGGAGGAGGCUGUUGUAAGGAGGAGAGAUUGGACGCCACCACCCGACACCACAAUUGCAUCGCCAUUCACCGACUCGACCGGAAAGGAGAACAAGACCUUAUCGCAGAACGCUGAUGGCUCCUUCACGAACCUCCUCUCCAACUUCGCCUACGCACAAUCGCCAUCUGCGCAGAUCGCUGCGAAACCGAACAACCCAGCAGGGGCCGUGGCGGCGACAAAGCGGCGGAGAAUCGAGCUUGUCGAGAUACCCAGCAAUAACACCAACUCCAGAGACUCGUCUCCCGAGAAAGGCAAAGCACCGAAGAAGAAACCGCGUACCAUCACCGACCUCGUUACAGAGCAGUAUGCCUUGAAGGAUGCACAACCAGUUCCAGACGAUGCGGCCAGCAACUUCUUCGAGUCCCGAGCUUCGACAACUACAACAAAGGUGCCGCUGAACGAUGCAUCGGCGGCGGACGGCGAUGCAGCGCCGAAGAAGCCAUCAGGCACAGAGAAAGCAGAUCCCAAGCCGAGGUCGAAGAAGGCAUCUUCGAAGGCAGCCGCCAAGCCCAAGCCUGUCGCGGAGAAGCUUCUCAGCCCUUCGUCGGCAAUGUCGCGUCUGCAGCAGCAGGACGUCUUGUUCGGAACAUCAAGUCAGCUUGUGCUUGAAGAGUCGCCGACAAUGGUGCGUCAACUACAGUAUGCGCUGAAGGAGUCUGAGCAGGACGCCGACAAUGUUCCGUAUGGCGCGCCGCCGCGAUGGUCACGGCUCGGCAGGGUGGAAGGCAAGCGCGGGCUUUGGGCUGCGAGUUCCCGCGACGACGACGGCGGUAUGCUGGAGCACUUGAAGGACGUUUAUAUACCCGAGCCCGACCGAAUGCAAGACAUACCAUUGCUUAUGGACGGCACUAUCGAUGCGCCUGAUGAGCAAGGCGAUGAUCAAUCUGACUUCAUAGAUAUUGACGAUAUACCACCGGACCCGCCGCCACCAAUUGCUAUAUCUUCUGAUCCGCCAAUGCCUCCUCCCAGCACUUCACGUGCCACCCCAAUGACGAAGUUUCGCAACGAUGAUGAUCACGUGAAAGAUACGGGCUUUAGGGACAUUGACGACUGCAUGCAAGAGCCUCCACCUUCCGGUCAGAAACCUGUCUCACCAGACAGCUUCAUUGACAUCGACGACUUCGACUUUCCGCCCUCUGCGCAGAUGCGGAAAUCGCCAGUCUCGAUCUUCAAACCUCCAGCCUCAGCACCAACGCCCAUGGACGGCUCCCCCAAGAAGCGCGGAAGGCCGACGAAAUCGCAUUCUGCAAUACCCACAUCAGUUUCCACGUCAUCGACGCCAAUCUUGAAGCCCCGCGCGAAGUCAAAGACCAGAACUAAGAUGCUAUCAACCCCUCCCACAGGCUCAGGUCGCUUCAUCGACAUAGACGAGAUCCUCGACUCCGAAGACGAAGUCCUACAGCUCCUCUCGCCCACGCCGCCCCGAACAACUAAACAUGUCAACUCGCAACCUCUCUCUCUAAUCACACUAUCUCCCACAACCUCACCCAGCAAAACGGCGAAAGCGAAAGCCUCAGCGGCCGACCCAAGUCUAGUACCCAUCCACCGCAUACCAACCCCGCUUCUCGAAUGGCCGAACAUCAAAGCCCAGGUCUUUGCUCAAAUAACAAGUCACAUCCGGUCUUUGCCUCCAACCACCAACCCCAACAAGCCUACCUGGCACGAAAAGAUCCUCAUGUACGACCCCGUCGUCAUCGAAGACUUUACCGCGUAUCUCAACACUCACACACCCAUCCGCGUGUACAAGAAAGCUACACAGAAGCAAAUCAAAGCGUGGAAUGCGGAUCUGAAGAAGCAAGACAAGGAGGCGGUGCAUCUGGGCGUGGGGCCAAGCAGGGAAGGGGAUGGAUCGGAGGUGUUUGCUGUGGAGAAGGAACUGGAGAGCACGAUGGUGCAGGGGUGGUGUGAGAGUUUGAGUGUUUGUUGCAUUUGGGGGGAGAAUAGGACGAAGAAGGGGACGGCUAGGAAGGGGUUCUAUUGA
Messenger RNA from Alternaria arbusti, 2841 nucleotides. RefSeq lists its product as uncharacterized. The record is from RefSeq and is a predicted model, not a curated record. Lineage: Eukaryota; Fungi; Ascomycota; Dothideomycetes; Pleosporales; Pleosporaceae. Gene Ontology annotation, cellular component: nucleus; Slx1-Slx4 complex. The transcript is spliced from 2 exons. Gene Ontology annotation, molecular function: 5'-flap endonuclease activity. The coding region runs from base 1 to 2841 and encodes 946 amino acids. Gene Ontology annotation, biological process: DNA replication; DNA repair.